This is a messenger RNA of Ipomoea nil (Japanese morning glory), 2334 nucleotides long. RefSeq lists its product as uncharacterized. The record is from RefSeq and is a predicted model, not a curated record. Gene Ontology annotation, molecular function: RNA-DNA hybrid ribonuclease activity; nucleic acid binding. NCBI's taxonomy places the organism in Eukaryota, Viridiplantae, Streptophyta, Magnoliopsida, Solanales, Convolvulaceae. The transcript is spliced from 4 exons. Bases 1 to 2334 code for a protein of 777 amino acids.
AUGCAUUCAGAAAUAUUGAGGUAUAUUGAUCACAUUUUCUGUUCCAAUUCAAGUAAUCCGAACCUCUUGAAUCGUGUCCGGCAUCGGGUAUCGAACGAGAUGAAUGUCUCUCUGAUGCGCCCGUUCACGAUCACUGAGGUUAAAGCUGCGCUUUUUUCCAUGGCACCGGAAAAAGCGCCCGGGCCUGAUGGUAUGUCACCGGCCUUUUACCAGCAUUUCUGGCCGGUGCUUGGGCACGACAUGGCCGUCUUUAUUCUCCAAUGUGUGGCCGAUCAAAGUUUGCCCGAGGGAUUGAAUGAAUCAAAUAUUGUUCUUCUACCAAAGAAGAAGGUCCCGGAAAGGGUGACGGAUUUGCGUCCAAUAGCGCUAUGUAACGUGGUUUAUAAAGUGCUAGCCAAAAUGUUGGCGAAUAGACUUAAAAUGUGCUUGGAGCAGGUUGUGUCGCAAUCGCAAUGUGCCUUUGUCCCAGAAAGGCUCUUGACGGAUAAUGUCAACGAGGAGGCGGUAGGUACUGUUCGUCCCUCUAGGGGGAUCAGACAAGGGGACCCGUUGUCCCCUUAUCUGUUUAUCAUAUGUGCCGAGGGGUUAUCUGUUUUGCUACAGCAAGCGGAGGCGAGGGGUGAUAUUCAUGGGGUGCGUGUGGCCCGGGGUGCCCCAGCCAUUACUCACCUGUUUUUUACUGACGAUAGCUUAUUAUGCUUCAGGGCAAAUCAACAGGAAACUUUGAAGGUUAAGGAGUCUAACAACCUCGGGGUUAAUGAAGCAACAGAUUUAGGCCGGUAUCUGGGCCUUCCGUCAGCUUUGGGCAGAAGUAAAACGGAAUCUUUUCGGUAUGUAGAAGAAAAGGUUCAGGAACGCAUUGGGUCUUGGCAAAAUAAACUCCUCUCGAGGGCCGGGAAGGAAGUUUUGCUUAAGAGCAUUGCUCAAGCCAUGCCUAUAUUUACCAUGUCAAUGUUCUUGUUGCCGUUGCGUGUUUGUGAUACCAUUGAAAAACUGUUUAACAGGUUCUGGUGGGGCGGUGGUGGAACGGGUACGCGAGGAAUCCAUUGGCUGAGAUGGAGCAAAUUGUGUGAGGCAAAGUCGAGGGGCGGGUUGGGGUUCAAACGCCUGCACGAGUUCAAUAUGGCGCUAUUAGCAAAACAAGGGUGGCGUAUCUUAACAAAUCCUGAAUCCCUGGUUAGUCGGUUACUAAAAGAAAAAUAUUUCCCGAGGGGUGGAUUCAUGGAGGCAAAUUUAGGAGGCAAUCCAAGUUAUAUAUGGCGGAGCAUACUAUCGGGGCAAAAAGUUCUGAAGCUGGGAAUUGCCAGGCGCAUUGGUGAUGGUCUUGACACUCGAAUUUGGGAUUGGCCGUGGCUUUUGGAUGGCACCAAACCGACUCUAUACACUCCUUGUAUAGAUGAGCUUAAGGACGCUACGGUAAGUGGCUUACUUACUACUCACGGAACUUGGGAUACGGCCAUCUUACAUGACAUUUUCCAGGAGGAGGAUGUUCAUCGGAUUCUUGCUACACCUGUGAGCCCUCAAUUUAAAGAUGCUUGGCGGUGGUUGGAGGAUAUAAGGGGUAAGUACACGGUGAGACAUGGGUAUCGGCUUCUUAUGAACAGCGGCGAGGAGAAUAAUUAUGUGGGGGAGUUUCACGCUUGGAACACUUUAUGCACUAUGGGGACAGGAGGAUGUUUUAAAUGGUCGGGGCAUGCAGCUAUGGAUCAGUGGCUUGCUAACGCGACCAUGGAGCAAUCAACGACGUUGGCGGCAAUCAUAUGGGUGAUUUGGUCUACAAGGAAUGACAUUGUGUGGCGGGAUAUCCAACCAUCUGUGGCAGCCAUGCAUACGCAAGUGAUGAGGGUAAAAGCUGGCUGGGAAGCGGUGAAUCGAAGGGACGCACGAGAUGAUGACCGCGCCGGGCAUGCAUCAACGUGGGAACCGCCACCUAGCUCAUCCGUAAAGUGCAAUGUGGACGCAGCCACAUUCUCGGAUGGGGCUGGUUAUGGAGCGAUCAUUCGAGAUCAUACUAGACGGUUUAUAGCGGCGAAAAACGGACGCAUCAUGAGCAACCGUGAACCGCUGAUGGUGGAGGCUAUUGCAGCGAGGGAGGCUUUGAAAUGGCUCAAGGAUUUACAUUACCGUAAUAUCAUCCUCGAGUCAGACUGUUUAAAUUUUUGUACCGCUUUUAAUUCCUGCAGUCGUGAUUUUUCUUAUCUGGAUGUAAUUGUUAAGCAAUGCGUGUCUAUUGCUAAUGACAUUGGAAACGUUAGUGUUUGCCAUGUCAGGAGAACAGCGAAUCGUGUGGCUCAUGAACUAGCACGGGCAACAGGGUUCCUCGUCUGUCUCUAG